This is a messenger RNA of Tarenaya hassleriana, 512 nucleotides long. RefSeq lists its product as uncharacterized. The record is from RefSeq and is a predicted model, not a curated record. Gene Ontology annotation, molecular function: protein binding. NCBI's taxonomy places the organism in Eukaryota, Viridiplantae, Streptophyta, Magnoliopsida, Brassicales, Cleomaceae.
AUGAAUCUGAUGCUGGGUUUUGAUGUCGGGAUGUGGCUAGAGGAGAUAAACUUGGGAGGCUACCGGCGGAUAUUCAAAGAGAACGGCGUUAACGGAGAAUAUCUAGAGAGCAUGUCUAUGUUCACAACCGAACAGAUCCUCCGCUUCAUAAGGAGGUGUCACAUGAAACGGGGAGACUUCAUCAGCCUCUGCAAAGAGCUGAGACGGAUUAAAGUGGCAUGCUUGAAAGGCGAGCAGAAGGUUCGACGGCCAUGGUGGGCGCCUUCUUGCCUCUCGGCAGUCUUUGUCAAGGCGGCCAGACGGAACCGGCAAUCUCGUGUUGUAUCCCUCAAGCUGGAACCCUAACUGGGACUUGGCUUUUAUGCUCUUGCCGGUUUUACAAGAAAGAGAGAGAAAAAUGUGGGUUUGUUUGUAUUGUAGUUUCUUUGAUCAACUCCUUUUUUUUUUUUUACAAACUUGCUGUGAAUCCUGGCUGUGUAAUAUGUUGGUCAUAAAAGCUUAUGCCAUAUGUA